This is a messenger RNA of Dromiciops gliroides (monito del monte), 2291 nucleotides long. It is a transcript of the gene TRMT5, whose product is annotated as tRNA methyltransferase 5. Gene Ontology annotation, cellular component: mitochondrial matrix; cytoplasm. NCBI's taxonomy places the organism in Eukaryota, Metazoa, Chordata, Mammalia, Microbiotheria, Microbiotheriidae. The transcript is spliced from 5 exons. The record is from RefSeq and is a predicted model, not a curated record. Gene Ontology annotation, biological process: tRNA N1-guanine methylation; mitochondrial tRNA methylation. Bases 692 to 2068 code for a protein of 458 amino acids.
AACUAGAGGCGGGGAGCUGCCGGGGUUGGGGGUGGUGGCUGAUGCAGGGGCACGGGGAAGGAAUCAGGAUCAGUGACCAGUGGGGUCUGGUUUCCUGGAGGUGAUGAGAGGACCCGAGUAUGACAACUGGUGGAACCGGGAAGUGGCCAUUGACUGCUUCUAUGCCUGCGCUUUUCUUAUAAUCUCGCGACGUCACCUAGAGGGUCAGAGGUCACAAUUCUGUGUCUGCAGCAUGGGCCCUCUCAGCCACGAGCAUCCCGAGCCAGAUGUUCCGAGCCAAAGACCUUACUUAGGUCUUUGAUAGAUGGGAGCUUUGGGAUCAAAGUGUCAUCUGGAUUUAGAGUUGGAAGCAGAGGAAACUGGGACUCAGAGAGGUUCAGUGCUUUAGGUCACUAGCAGUAAGUGGCGGAUCUGGAAUUUGAAUGAACUCCGUCCUCAGCCUACAAAUCCAGCCUUCUUUCUAUAGCACCAUGCAGUGUUACAGUUUGCUUGUCUCAAGACACACUGGGUAGGGUGGCUGUGAUGACGGAUUUUGUGGAGAUCACUCAAAUACUUGGGAUUUCUGAACACAUAUCAUUAUAGAAUAAUUAAAUCAAAUUCACAGAUUCCUUUCACUUGGAUAUCACUGGCACCAAGUCUUCAUAAAACACUGGCUUUUUAUUUGAAUGGUCAAAGAAACAGAUUCUCUACAAUGCCAGAAAUAGACAAGAAUGAAAUUGACCCUGAAUUUUAUUCCCCACCUUCUCAAGUUCGCGGAAUGACAAAACUUGAUAGAACUGCAUUCAAAAAAAUAGUUAUUAUUCCAGUACUUAAAGUGAGGCAAGAAAUGGUAAAUAAAUUAGUGAAAUCACUUAAAAAGGUACUGCUACAACGUCCAGGCAUAAAACGUGUGAUUGAUGAUCCGAAGGAUGAAGGAAAUAAACUUGUUAUGCUGGAUCCUUAUAAGAUAGUUUCUGAUGAUUCCUUUGAAGAAUCUGAACGUCUUCUUUUAAAAGAGCUUAAUGUUAACCCCCAGAUCUCUUCAUUUAGUUUGGAGCUAACUUAUGAAAACUUUAAGACAGAAGAAAUCUUGAGAGCUGUGCUUCCUGAAGGUCAAGAUGUAACUUCAGGGUUUAGCCGAAUUGGACAUAUAGCCCAUCUGAACCUCCGAGAUCAUCAACUACCGUUCAAACAGUUAAUUGGCCAAGUUAUAAUUGAUAAAAACCAAGGCAUCACUUCAGUAGUAAAUAAGAUCAAUACUAUUGACAAUAUUUAUAGAAAUUUUCAAAUGGAAGUGCUAUCUGGAGAGGAGAACAUGAUAACCAAGGUUCGAGAAAACAACUAUACAUAUGAAUUUGAUUUUUCAAAAGUCUAUUGGAAUCCUCGUCUCAGCACAGAACAUAACCGUAUUACAGAACUUCUCAAAUCUGGAGAUGUUUUAUUUGAUGUUUUUGCUGGAGUUGGGCCUUUUGCCAUCCCAGUAGCAAAGAAAGACUGCACUGUAUUUGCCAAUGAUCUCAAUCCUGAAUCCCAUAAAUGGCUGUUGCACAACUGUAAACUAAACAAAGUGGACCAAAAAGUAAAAAUCUUUAACCUGGAUGGUAAAGAAUUCCUUCAAGGACCAGUAAGAGAAGAGCUAAUGAAGCUGGUGGAACAACCAUCAAAGGAGAGACAACCAUCUGUGCACAUAGUUAUGAAUUUACCAGCGAUGGCUAUCGAGUUCCUCAGUAUUUUUCGUUGUCUUUUAGAUGGACAAUCCAAAAGCAGGAAGCUUCUUCCCACAGUGCACUGUUACAGUUUUUCCAAAGCUGAUGAUCCUGCCAAAGAUGUUCAACAACGAGCUGAAGCUUUGUUAGGUGCUUCUUUAAAAGGAUGCAGUUCAGUUCACCUUGUAAGAAAUGUGGCUCCUAAUAAGGAAAUGAUAUGCAUCACUUUCCAGGUCCCAGCUUCUGUGCUCUAUGAGAACCAGCAGAUGAACCAAGAGGAACAAUUUCCGAAAGCUGAAAAUCUAGAGGAACCUCCUUUUAAACGCCAAAGAACAAGUAAAGCAUCAUUGGAAGAACAAUCACAAAAUGGUUCAGCAACAUGAUCAGAAAUAUUUUCUACUUCCCCAUCUAUCUUUUGUGUCACUAAAAGCAAUUUGUAAUUCCCUAAAUAAAGCUCAUAUAUCACUGUAGUAUUGGGACUAGUUUUCCCCUGCCUUUUACAGCAGUUUUGAAGAUUAUCAGAAUGACAUCUUAGUUGCUAAAUUAUAAAGGUGAUUAAAUCUGCUUUCACAAGUUGUUGAAGAAAAGUUUACUUUUUCUUUUAGG